This is a messenger RNA of Amborella trichopoda, 2904 nucleotides long. Its product is annotated as Protein kinase superfamily protein. Gene Ontology annotation, molecular function: ATP binding; protein kinase activity. The record is from RefSeq and is a predicted model, not a curated record. Gene Ontology annotation, biological process: protein phosphorylation. Lineage: Eukaryota; Viridiplantae; Streptophyta; Magnoliopsida; Amborellales; Amborellaceae.
CUCACUCUCUCUCUAAAACUCUCUCGCUCUAAAGUUCUCUCUCCACUGUAAAAACCAGUCUUGCAUUUUCCAAUUGUAGGAACUUUUAAUCUCUCUCUCUCUCUCUCUCUCUCUCGUAGUCUUAGGGUUUGAGAAUCUUAGCAGCUCAAUUACCUGAGGGGUCUUGGAAUUGGGAGCUACUGAAAAGGUUAGAUCUGUUACCAGUUUACUGAAAAUGGUAGCUUUUUUGAAAAGUCAGAUUUUCUUGUAGUUGAUGAGGCAUCUGAUACUUUCUUUCCUCUAGAGCUCAGAAUGAGCUCAGUUAUUCCCUGCAAAUCCAGGAAUUCUUGUUCACGGAAGUGUAGGUUACUUGAAUCGGAAGGUUUCUAAACGAAUUUCAUAUGGUAUUGAGGAUUGUUGACGUCUUGUGGUACUGUAGAAUCUUGAAUUUGAGAUUGGAUUGUUGAUAAAGGCAGUGAACUUGAUAGAUUGAAAUGUGGGCAUUGCUCAGAAGUUCUUUAUCUUCUGGAAACCCUCUGAAAUUUGGGGUUUUGGAAGCUAUUUUCCUUUUGUGAUCAUUUGUGGAACUUAAUGAUCCAUUUUAGUGUUAUGCAUUUUUGGUCCUGAACCCUGUUUCCAGAAAUGGAAGGGUUCUAGGCCUCCUCGUUAAAGUUAAGCUGAUCUCUGGUAUUUGAAGGUGAUGAAUAUAGCUGUAACCAGUUUAGGCAAAUGGGGGGUCUUGAAUUGAGUUGCUGUUGAUCUUAAAGAAACUUCAGUGAAUGAAAACAAAGAGGAGAUUCAUUUUACAUGUUUAUACUUUAUAGUCAUGAAAGGUUACAGAUCAUUUGACUGUUGCAUUUCCUCUCUCUAGGAUUUGUAUGUUUCCCUUUAUUAUAUAGAAAUCCUUGUUGGACGACUGUUAAAUACUUCUCAAAUGCCUUGUGAAUUUUGGCCAUUUUAGAGUUCUCAGCAGGUAAUUUAUGCAGUAGUAAUCUUUGUUCAAGUCCUAUAGUGAAAACCCAAAAACAUUCAAGAUCAAUCAGAUCUCCCACAUAUGCUAAAUUCCAUGCCUUGGGUUACCCCUGUUUUUCUAGCUUGAAAUUCUGGACUUCAUUUUCCCCUAGGCCUACUCUGAACCCAGGAGUAGAAGCAAAUAUCAGGAAAAGAGAUCAUCAAUUGCGGCACAACCAUAUUUGUAUUAAUUCCUAAAAUUAAAUAUUUAAUAUGCAAGGUUUCAUCAAAUUUCUAAUUGGAGCUGGCUCCGUGUUCGUUCUGGUCUCUGUCUUGUUUGCUCUUCGAGCUUGUCGUAAAAGAUCGCAAAACUCUCCAAAUAUUCAGAAUGCUAAGUGCAUCGAAGAAGAGAAAGAGAUUGAAGAGUUGAUCCCUUUCCCAGGGGGUGAGAAUCUAACCAUCCAUGACAUAUUGGAAGCACAAGGAGAAGUAGUGGGAAAAUCCAGUUAUGGAACAGUGUAUAAGGCCUCUCUAGAGAGAGAAAACUCCCUAUUACUCCUUCGAUUUCUUCGUCCGGCUUGUACCAGGUGCAAGAAAGACGUUGUCCCUGCAAUUAGGCAACUGGGUCUUAUCAGGCAUCCUAAUCUGAUCCCCCUUCUUGCUUUUUAUUCGGGACCCAGAGGAGAGAAGCUUCUUGUUCAUCCUUUCUUCAUCAGAGGCACUCUCUUAGAGUUCAUUCGAAGUGGGAACAAAGGACUCAAAACAUGGGAAAAGCUCCGUGAAAUAUCAAUCGGUAUAGCCAAGGGACUUGACCAUCUCCACACUGGUUUUUACAAGCCGCUUGUCCAUGGCAAUCUCAAGUCAAAAAACAUAUUACUUGACUGGAAUUACAAGCCUUAUCUCUCUGACUAUGGCCUCCAUCUCCUCCUAAAUCCAGCUGCAAACCAGGAAGCCCUUGAAUCUCUCACUUCUCAAGGCUACAAAGCCCCUGAGCUCAUAAAGAUGAAGGAUGCUUCCACAGAAAGUGAUAUAUAUUGUUUUGGUAUAAUCCUUCUGGAAAUUCUCACUGGAAAAGAACCCAUGUUAUCGGAUAGAGGUUAUUCUGAUCUUCCUACCACCAUGAAAAACGCUAUUCUAGACAGGAGGGUCUCGGAGAUAUUCGACUCUGGUUUGAUAGGAAAAGUUGCUGAUUUGAAUCCCAAAAGAGAAGAAGGAUUGCUUGCAUUCUUUCAGUUGGCUAUGAGCUGUUGUGCUCCUUCCCCAUAUUUGAGGCCACAAAUUAAGCAAAUUAUUCGGAGGCUCGAAGAGAUUGCGGUGUGAGGCUUAUGCCGGUUCGCAUUGUAACAAUUAUGAUGAUGACCAUGAUAAAGAUUGAUUGUGGUUUGUUCAUCGUUGUCGCCAUUAUCGUGACUGCAAUUAUGAUUUGGGGUGUGAAUAUUUGGGUUCGUAAAGAAAACUAGCAUAAUUAGUGAUCAUAAUGAUGAUUGUGGUGGUGAUUUUGGAUCUUCAACAUAGUUAUCUUCAUGAUCAUGGCUAUGAUGACCAAACUGAUUUGCGAUGGAGGUGGUGAGGAUGAUGAUGUUGGUGGGGAGGUGAACAGGUAACAUAGGUGAUGGUAAUGAACACAGAACAAAAAGGGAACCAAGGAUGGAUAAGCAGCUAACUUUGGUGCUUAAAUGGGGAGAAGCUGGUUCUGCUUUUCAUGAAAAACUUACUGUUGAAUGUGGUCUUUCACAAGAGUCGAUUCGUGUGGCGUUCUCAGCAAUCGGAUGUCACUAGUAAGAUUUGGAUCAUCAGAACCACUCAUUCAAGUCGUACAUUUGACCGAGAUGAUUUACAGCAAUUAAGUCAUGCCAUUGGAGCAUAGUAACAAGAAUCGCCAAGCGUGCUACUGUUUCUUUGUAACAAAUCAAGUGGAAACAUCAGUUAAAUUUGGGCAGUUUAACUCGUUGAAGGUGGGUUUGUUUUUAUUUA